Messenger RNA from Pieris macdunnoughi, 522 nucleotides. The record is from the annotation of a GenBank genome assembly. Lineage: Eukaryota; Metazoa; Arthropoda; Insecta; Lepidoptera; Pieridae.
AUGCUUAAAUUACCGGAAAUAAAACUCGACCCAAAAAAGACCAGCCAUCUUUGCAAAUGCCGACCAAUUUGCAAGAGUCGCAGAAGAGAGUGGAAAGGUGAUGUUCAAAACACCUCAGCUGAGUUACUGCUGGAGAGGAAACCUAAACCGGAGUGUUUCCGCCGAUGGCCGACAAAAGUAUACCCAAAUAGCCCGUGUCCAUUAUUCUCUACUACUCGUCGUGUGACAGUCAAGGAGAGGGGAUACAUUCCCCCUCCCGAGGUGGUCAGGAUAUGCCAAGCGCCUAUUGAUGAUACUGUUGAUACCACCUACUUGAGACUCGCACAGCUUGCUAAGAAACUUGGUGCAUGGGACGCAGUAAAAUCGUGCUGUGCAUUCUGUGAGUGCAACAAUUGCUGCCCCUGCUCGCCACACGGCUACUACUUGUCGGAGGAGUGCGAUACCACACGAUGGCACGAUAUGCGACAAUUUGACAGCAGGGUUGAGCAAGACUGUCAGGAUAUGAAGAUUAUGUAUCACUAA